Molecule: messenger RNA, 1690 nt
Organism: Sitophilus oryzae (rice weevil)
Lineage: Eukaryota; Metazoa; Arthropoda; Insecta; Coleoptera; Curculionidae
Product: coiled-coil domain-containing protein 47
Exons: 6
Coding region: 105-1517 (470 amino acids)
Biological process (GO): endoplasmic reticulum calcium ion homeostasis
Cellular component (GO): endoplasmic reticulum
Molecular function (GO): calcium ion binding
Source: RefSeq, a predicted model, not a curated record
AAUUUGCAUUGUCAUUUUGACGUUUUGCAUUUUUGUCAAAAAUAUAAAUAACCUAAAAAGAAUUAAUAAAAAUAAUCUUGACCCACUUUUUUCCCAAUAAAGUCAUGUGGUUAUACAAAUUUUUCUUGAUAUUUCUAGUACUCCAUAAAUGCCUGGCAAAUAUAGAUGAUUUAUCCGACAAUGAGUUUGCAGAGUUUGAGGAAUUUGAUGAGACCGAAGCAACAGUAGUAGGUGAUGAUCAAUCGUCCUCAAAAGAGAGUGAAUCCGAUGAAUUUGAACCGGCGUCUUCUAAACAAGAAGACGCAUUUGCUUUGGAUGAUGACGACGAGGUCCUUGUUGAUAUCGAGGUAGACUCGGAGUUUGAGCACUUCCAAGACGCUGAUGAAUUCGAAGGGUUCGAGGAUAAGGAAGAGAAACCUUUGGUUGAACCCAAAAUUACAAUUGCCAAAGUACCAAUCAAUUUAAGACAAAGUUGGGACAGUUAUUACCUAGAAAUAUUAAUGAUAACUGGGUUGUUUGUGUACUUUGUAAAUUUUGCUUUAGGCAGAAGCAAGAACACAAAAAUUGCAAAUGCUUGGUUUCAAACUCACAAGCAACUUUUUGAAGAAAAUUUUGCCAUGGUUGGAGACGAUGGUAAUCAGGAACGAAAUGAGAAUGUUAGUUUGAUAAAGGAGAGAGAAAAUGUAUUUACUCUGUGGUGUAGUGGAAGAACCUGCUGUGAAGGAAUGCUCGUUGAAUUGAGACUGCUAAAACGACAAGACUUAGUGGCUAUUAUUGCCAACAUGAUGAAGCCUUCUUUGGAUCAAGUUCACGUAACAGUCCGUAUGAACAAAGAAGACAUGGAUAGUUUUAUUUUUGCAGCAGCCAGUAAAAAAACAGCAUUACACUUUACCAAAGAACUCCAAGACAUUAGUGUGUAUUGUCCUGAAAGAAAGGCUGGUGAGAAAUUUAAUAUUCCCGCUAGUUUUCAAGUAAUGUCCGAAAUAGGAGAAGCUACUUCUGCUAUGCUAGAUUCAAAAGUAGUAUCAGUCCUGAACAAAUACGGAGAAUAUAUAGAUUAUAUUCACUUUAGCGACCAGUAUUCUGGUGCAAAACCCACCGAAGAAGCCUCCAGUGGUGCACUUAAGCAGCCUGACGUCGAAAAGGUUCUUAGAUUUGGGUUCAAUGUACCUGUUAAAGGAGUGCCUUUAGAGGAGGCCCUGCCAAGACUGAAACCUCUAAUGAUUAUGGUAUUUUACUGUAUAGAUAAAAUUAAGAGAUACCGUCUAACCAAAGAAGGUAAAAACAAGGCUGAUAAAAAUCGUCAGAAAGUUGAAGAGAUUUUCCUGAAAUCCACGCAUCAGGCACGCGCCGAAGCUGCGGCUGCGCGCCGUGAGGAGAAGAAACGUCAAGAGAAAGAGAAGAUUCUGGCUGAGGAGGAUCCAGAGAAACAAAGACGUUGGGAGGUUAAAGAGGAAAAAAGACAGGCCAAGAAACGGGCCCCAAGAAUGAAGCAACUAAAAGUUAAAGCUCUGUAAAAGUUAUGAAGAAAAUAAUGUUGAUUUUUCUCGAAGAGAUGCAGUACAAUUUCUAAUAAAUCUUUUUCUUAAAAGCUCCUAGAUCAAAUAUAGAUUCUUAUAUCUGGUAUCUUUAAGAUAUCGCUCUGUAUUAUUAAGGUGAAUGCAAUAAACUAAAUUAUAAAUUCUUUCUA